Messenger RNA from Brassica oleracea var. oleracea, 653 nucleotides. Its product is annotated as homeobox protein BEL1 homolog. The transcript has 3 exons. Gene Ontology annotation, molecular function: DNA-binding transcription factor activity, RNA polymerase II-specific; RNA polymerase II cis-regulatory region sequence-specific DNA binding. Lineage: Eukaryota; Viridiplantae; Streptophyta; Magnoliopsida; Brassicales; Brassicaceae. The record is from RefSeq and is a predicted model, not a curated record. The coding region runs from base 54 to 533 and encodes 159 amino acids. Gene Ontology annotation, biological process: regulation of transcription by RNA polymerase II.
UGUCUAGGCAUUUCCGGUGUUUAAAAGACGGACUUGUGGGACAGAUUCAAGCAAUGAGUCAAGCUUUAGGAGAAAGAGAUGAGGAUAAUCGUGGGGUCUCAAUUGCGGCACGAGGGGAAACCCCACGGCUGAGGUUGCUUGAUCAAGCUCUAAGGCAACAGAAAUCGUAUCGACAAAUGAGUCUCGUGGAAGCUCAUCCUUGGCGUCCACAACGUGGUUUGCCUGAACGCGCGGUGACGGCGUUAAGAGCUUGGCUCUUUGAGCACUUUCUUCACCCAUAUCCAAGUGAUGUUGAUAAGCAUAUAUUGGCCCGACAGUCUGGUUUAUCAAGAAGUCAGGUAUCGAAUUGGUUCAUUAAUGCAAGAGUUAGGCUAUGGAAACCAAUGAUUGAAGAGAUGUAUUGCGAGGAAACAAGAGGAGGAGAAGAACAACAAAUGGAUAUUAUAAACCCGAUGUUCGUCGAUACUAAACCGGACCCGGACCAGAUAAUUCAAGUCGAACCGGAAUCUUUGUCCUCCAUAGUUACAAAGUGAGAAUUUAUGAGAAUUUAUGAGAAUUAAGAAAGAUAAGAGAAAUUAAAUGAAGAACAUAGAAAAUAAUGAGAGACUUUCUUGAAAGAUAAUGAGAAAAGAGGAAUUGAAUUGCUUGAUUGU